UAUUUUCAAAAAAUUUUGCAAGUAGGCCAUGAGAAAUUCAAAAACUUCAUAAUUCGAGCUAUGUAUCAUUUUUGAUACAUAUGGCAAUUCAAACGUUUUUUUGCUGCGGUGCACGUCAUUCGCUACGCGAUUUUUGGUAUUUGUGGUGUGUUUUUAUUUCUUGGGGUGCUUUUUUGAAGAUUCAUUUAUUUUGUCACAUAAUUGUGUGUAUUCAAAACAAUGUCGCGUCCACGGUUUUUGACCUUUGAGGAACUAGUGAAUGAAGUACUGGAUGAGAGUGAAGAGGAUGAAGAUGUUUCCGAUCCUGAAACUGAAAUUGAAAGCAGUUCGUCUGAAAGCUGCUUACCUGAACCGGAUGACAUUAUUGGCAGUACUUCAGAAGCUGAUCCAAUGUAUAUAGCAAAAGAUGGUACUACUUGGCGUAGCGAGCCUUACGCCACUGGUCGAUUGGGGAGAGAAAAUAUCAUAAAUUUACGCCCAGGUGUAACAAGAUUUGCAUCCAGCCGGGUGAACAAUAUUCGGGAUUCAUUCCUACUACUUUUUCCGCCGUCACUAUCAAAAAUUGUAAUUGAUAACUCAAACAACUACGGAAAGUAUAUACAUGGGUCUAACCAUAUCGAAAUUUACGAGGAUUUAUUUCAUGCCUACUUGGCCGUAUUAUUGCUGGCCGGUGUAUAUAAAUCCAAAAAUGAAACUUUGCAUGAUUUGUUUGAUGAAUAUUGUGGACGGCCAAUAUUUCGGUCAAUUAUGUCUGAGAAAACAUUUUUAUAUAUCCACAAAGUCAUUCGUUUUGAUGAUGUGCUCACCCGACGAGGCCAAAGAAAUGAUGACAAAUUCGCACCAAUUAGAAACCUUUGGGGAAAAUGGUCUGAACGGCUUCCCACAUUCUACAAUCCUACUGAUUCUGUUACUGUGGAUGAGCAAUUAUUGGGAUUUCAUGGUCGUUGUAAAUUUCGCCAGUACAUUCCAUCGAAGCCAGAGAGAUAUGGUUUAAAAUUUUGGCUACUUGUUGAUUCACGCACAUGCUAUGUAUGGAAAAUACAGCCCUACUUGGGAAAAGGUGUGACAGGAAAUCCUGAGAGGAAUCAAGGAGAACGGGUUGUUCUUGAUUUAGUUGAUGGACUAAAAGGGCAUAACGUCACCAUGGACAAUUUUUUUUUCAUCUCACAGCCUUGGCCAAAAACUAUUACAAAAGAAUAUGACAAUGGUUGGAACUAUGCGCAAAAAUAAAAGAUCUAUUCCCCCAAAGCUACUGAAUUGCAAAAAAAUUCCACGAUAUGAAUCAACUUUUGCCUUUACUCCUGAUACCAGUCUCGUUUCGUACAUCAGUCAUAAAAACAAGUGUACACUUGUCAUGAGUACAAUGCAUCACGCACCUAAUAUUGGGGAUGACUCUAAAAAGUUGCCCGAAAUAAUCUCUUUUUAUAACUCAACGAAGGGAGGCGUGGACACGGUUGACAAAAUGCUAAGUUGCUACAGUUGUAAACGUAAAAAUAAUCGUUGGACUAUGGCGGUAUUUUCCAACAUUAUUGAUAUUUCCGCUUUGAAUUCUUUUAUUUUAUACAACGAAAUCGACCCCAAUUAGAAGCAAACUCAAAAGCACACAAAACGUAAAUGUUUCCUGCAUGAGUUGGCAAUUUCGUUGGCAAAGUCUUAUAUGGAAAAACGUAAACAAGGCCCAAGAAAUGAACUAUCUCUGGCGCUGCUUUCGAAACUCUCAAGUAAGAAUAUCCCCGUUAUUAAUGAUAAUGAUGCUGGCCCAUAAAAAAAAACAAAAAACUGAUAAGUCUGCGAAAAAAAACCGCGCAAGGUGUCAAAAAUGCUUUCAUUCUGGAGAAAACAAAAAUAAGUGGACUUCGUCAUUCUGUUUUUCAUGUAAAAAGCCGUGCUGUAAUGACAAACAUGCCAAAAAUGUUUGCAUAGAUUGCAUAAAUAACACCUAAACAUGUAAACUCUUAAAAAAUACUUG
Messenger RNA from Rhagoletis zephyria (snowberry fruit fly), 1969 nucleotides. Its product is annotated as piggyBac transposable element-derived protein 4-like. The record is from RefSeq and is a predicted model, not a curated record. NCBI's taxonomy places the organism in Eukaryota, Metazoa, Arthropoda, Insecta, Diptera, Tephritidae.